This is a messenger RNA of Phalacrocorax carbo (great cormorant), 1255 nucleotides long. The record is from RefSeq and is a predicted model, not a curated record. Lineage: Eukaryota; Metazoa; Chordata; Aves; Suliformes; Phalacrocoracidae.
UGCGCCGCAUCCCCGCCGGUUCCGGCUGCGUCAGCGCGCCGAGAUGGCGGCCGCCGGCGGGGGGGACAAGGUCUCGGUGCUGCUGCCUACCUACAACGAGCGGGAGAAUCUGCCCCUCGUCGUGUGGCUGCUGGCGCACACCUUCCACGAGAGCGGACACAAUUUCGAAAUUAUCAUCAUAGAUGACGGAAGCCCGGAUGGGACACAGGAAAUUGCUAAACAACUGGAAAAGAUAUAUGGAUCAGAUAAAAUACUUCUAAGACCCAGAGCAAGAAAGUUGGGCCUCGGCACUGCUUAUAUUCACGGAAUGAAGCAUGCCACUGGGAAUUUUAUUGUUAUUAUGGAUGCUGACCUCUCUCACCAUCCAAAAUUUAUUCCAGAGUUUAUCAGAAAGCAGAAAGAAGGCAAUUUUGAUAUUGUAUCUGGAACAAGAUAUAAAGGAAAUGGAGGAGUAUAUGGCUGGGAUUUGAAAAGGAAAUUAAUCAGUCGUGGUGCCAAUUUUAUAACUCAGGUUUUACUGAGACCAGGUGCAUCAGACUUAACAGGGAGUUUCAGGUUAUACAGAAAAGAAGUCUUACAGAAGCUAAUGGAAAAAUGUGUUUCUAAAGGAUACGUCUUCCAGAUGGAGAUGAUUGUCCGGGCAAGACAGUUAGGAUAUACUGUUGGAGAGUCUUGUAGGCACCUGCUUCACUUUGCUGAACUUCUUCACCAUAUGCGAGAUGUACUGCGGUACGUAGAGUACACCCGUUUGGAAAUCCUUCCUUUAAGAAUAAUGGUAGAACUUCUUAUGCAAGAAAGGCAGAGUCUAGCAACAGCACAGGUGGUUAAUUGUUAUGCUGAAAGGAAAGACCGGAUGCCUUUUAUUAGGUUCCUAUUUCAUUUGUGGACCGUGUCUAUGGAGAAUCUAAACUGGGAGGCAAUGAAAUAGUCUCCUUCUUAAAGGGACUCUUGACCUUGUUUGCUACAACAUGAUAGUUUAUUCCUAAAUUAACUUUUUAGAAAACCACUUUCUGAUAUCUUGUGUAGAUUUUAAUAUAUAAUAGCAGAAGCCUGAUAAUUUGCGUGGUGACCAGAAGAUCUGCUAUAAACUAACAGUUAAAUGAACCACCGAUAGUAAACUAAAUAUAUUGUAUCCCCAAAUGCUCCUUUCAGAAUAAAUGAACUGUAUGUUAAACUAAAAACUAAUAAAGACUAAUGCUCUAUUCUAUUUUUGUAAAAAUAAUGAAGUCUUAAUAAAGAACACAAAGCCAAAUGA